UUCAAUCUAUCAACAGUCUGUGAGAGAUGGAAAUACUUGGUUCUCGAAAGAUUACACAAUGUUAAAUACUUAACAGAUUCACUGGAAAAGGAUGCUUAUCCUGCUAGUUAUACUAUGUUCUUUAAGGAUGAUGAAUUAGAGCGAUUGGAACAAUUAAAAUGGUUUCCUAGACUCAAGAUAUUAGAUGUUGAAGGAACACUUGAUAAUGAUUUCAUCUCAAACAUAGAAGUCAAAGGACUUCAAUUUAAAUGUGACUAUUUUAUUGAUUUGGAAGAUGUUAUUUGUCAUAAUUCAUCGCUUGAAAUGUUAGCGAUAAAAGAACUCUCUAAUUUUUUCGCCAAUGAGAUCCAAGGACCAAAAAUGAAACAAUUAUUCGUAAACAGUAUUGUUUCUGAAUUUGCCAGUUGUGCUAGAUAUUUUCCGAAUUUGCAACGACUUCACAUUGAAAGAUACGAUCGUUCCCCUUUUGAUGACGAAUUUUAUGUUGGACCUGUUCUUGAAAAACUUGAGAUUUUAGAAAUAUGUUUUUAUCUUGAUCUAUACGGGGAACUAGAGCAUUAUCAUGGAUUCAGCCUCGCAGAUCACUGUCCACGUUUGAAAAGUGCCUUUCAUUAUAUUCAAACUGAUCAAGAUUUUCAUGUCAACAGUGGAUCAAAAUCAUUUCUUAGAGAUUUGGUUCUUCAAUUGUAG
Molecule: messenger RNA, 690 nt
Organism: Tetranychus urticae (two-spotted spider mite)
Lineage: Eukaryota; Metazoa; Arthropoda; Arachnida; Trombidiformes; Tetranychidae
Source: RefSeq, a predicted model, not a curated record